UUAGGAGACCAUGGGAUACAAACGAAGCUUUGAUCCUACGCACCCUCAGAAUCCACGCAGGCGAGAUCUACCAAACUGGGCUGCGCGAGGGACGCAUUAGCGGUACUUCCUCCACGCAGGCAUACAGGGUGCGGUUACACCUGGGUCUCCCAGGUUGCGCGAAGCCGCGGUGCAAAGCGUUCGGGUGGGUUCCGUGUAAACCUGCACGGGUACCAGCCUGGCACCCACUGGCCGGCAAGCCGCACAGCACGUCAGCCCCGCCGCGGUCCGCACGCAGAUUCGGAGGGGGCGGGGAGAACGUCGCGGCGGGGGGCGGGGCCAUCAGGGGGCGGGACUUCAGGCCCCGCCCCGCCCUGCGCGUCCGGUCGGAUCUCGCCCGGAGCGUCCCUGCGCCCUCCUCACACGCUCCUCGGCUGUGCCGGCCGGUGCCGCGCGUGGCCAUGACUCAGCACUUCUCGCUGGCCGCCUGCGACGUGGUUGGCUUCGACCUGGACCACACUCUGUGUCGUUACAAUCUGCCCGAGAGCGCCCCGCUCAUUUAUAAUAGCUUUGCUCAGUUCCUAGUCAAGGAGAAAGGGUAUGAUAAGGAAUUGCUCACUGUGACCCCGGAAGACUGGGAUUUCUGUUGCAAGGGUUUGGCAUUGGAUCUGGAAGAUGGAACUUUCAUUAAACUUGCAGAUAAUGGCACUGUGCUCAGGGCAAGUCGUGGCACCAAGAUGAUGACUCCCGACGUGUUGGCCAAGGAGUAUGGGGCGAAGGAGUGGAAGUACUUCGUGUCUGACACUGGCAUGCCCAGCCACCCAGGAAAAUAUUAUUUUUAUGAUAACUAUUUUGACCUGCCAGGAGCUCUCUUAUGUGCCAGGGUGGUGGAUUCUUUAAUAAAGCAGAACAGUGGUCAAAAAACAUUUGAUUUUUGGAAGGAUAUAGUUGCUGGUAUUCAACACAAUUUUAAAAUGUCAGCUUUUAAGGGUGAGUAACGGGAAGAGAGGCUU
Messenger RNA from Chinchilla lanigera (long-tailed chinchilla), 992 nucleotides. Its product is annotated as 5'-nucleotidase domain-containing protein 1-like. Gene Ontology annotation, molecular function: 5'-nucleotidase activity. The transcript is spliced from 6 exons. Lineage: Eukaryota; Metazoa; Chordata; Mammalia; Rodentia; Chinchillidae. The coding region runs from base 441 to 977 and encodes 178 amino acids. The record is from RefSeq and is a predicted model, not a curated record.